Messenger RNA from Chaetura pelagica (chimney swift), 2744 nucleotides. It is a transcript of the gene STK26, whose product is annotated as serine/threonine protein kinase 26. The transcript is spliced from 10 exons. Bases 40 to 996 code for a protein of 318 amino acids. Gene Ontology annotation, biological process: protein phosphorylation. Gene Ontology annotation, molecular function: ATP binding; protein kinase activity. Lineage: Eukaryota; Metazoa; Chordata; Aves; Apodiformes; Apodidae. The record is from RefSeq and is a predicted model, not a curated record.
AAGAUUCCUGGUCUCAUCGGCACAAAACUAUGGAUAAUAAUGGAAUAUUUGGGUGGAGGGUCAGCUUUAGAUCUUCUGCGUGCUGGCCCAUUUGAUGAGUUCCAGAUUGCUACCAUGCUGAAGGAAAUCUUGAAAGGUCUUGACUACCUACACUCAGAGAAGAAAAUUCACAGGGAUAUAAAAGCUGCCAAUGUGUUGUUAUCAGAACAAGGUGAUGUUAAACUUGCUGAUUUUGGAGUUGCUGGGCAGCUGACAGACACACAAAUCAAGAGGAAUACCUUUGUUGGAACUCCAUUUUGGAUGGCCCCUGAAGUUAUUCAGCAGUCAGCAUAUGAUUCAAAAGCUGACAUCUGGUCUCUGGGGAUCACUGCUAUUGAACUAGCCAAAGGGGAGCCUCCCAACUCUGACAUGCAUCCGAUGAGAGUUCUCUUCCUCAUUCCAAAAAACAAUCCUCCAACUUUAUUAGGAGAAUUCAGUAAACCUUUUAAAGAAUUCAUUGAUGCAUGUCUGAAUAAGGACCCAACAUUUCGCCCUACUGCAAAAGAACUGCUGAAGCACAAGUUCAUUAUGAAAAAUGCCAAGAAGACUUCGUAUCUGACAGAACUGAUUGAUAGGUUUAAGAGGUGGAAAGCAGAGGGACAUAGUAGUGAUGAAAGUGAUUCCGAUGGUUCAGAUUCGGAGUCCAGCAACAAGGAGAAUAACUCUCAUCCUGAGUGGAGCUUCACCACGGUUCGGAAGAAGCCAGAUGCAAAGAAGCUGCAGAACGGGACGGAUCAGGAUCUUGUUAAAACCCUGAGUUGCUUAACUAUGAUAAUCACCCCUGUGUUUGCUGAGCUCAAGCAGCAGGACACAAAUAAUGCCAGCAGAAAGAAAGCAAUUGAGGAACUUGAGAAAAGCAUCAAUAUGGCAGAAGCAACGUGUCCAGGGAUCACAGAUAAGAUGGUGAAGAAACUUAUGGAGAAAUUUCAGAAAUUCUCUGUUAAUGACUCAUCCUAAGAAACUUCACAUAAUUGACUGCUGUUUCGUAUGGACCCAGUGAAACCCACCAAAACUACUUCAAGCUUGGCAGUGCUUAGCUCAUGAGCUCCUUGUGCCUUUUGGAUCUUUGCAACAUAUUGAUGGUGAUUGAGGAUUUGGAAGAACCUACUCAACUAUUUUGUGGCAGUGCACAUGGUUUUAUAUUUUCAGGAAAUCAUUUUGUAAAGAACAACUUUUAAUAUUGUAGUUUCACCUGUUUAAUCUGAUAAAUGUUGAGGUGCAGUUUUGCUUUUAGAAAAUAACCAUUACUUUAGUUCAUAGAAAGUGCAAGUAUGUUUUGAUGCUGUUUUGUUCCUGUACAUGGGGAUGUACAGGCCUUUUGUAUUCAUGAGUUAAAACUUUUGUAACUCACUAACAAGCUUCAGAGAAAAUAGCUUUUUCACAGGCCUAUUCAAAACAUGUAAUGUAGUGGCAAGGGUAUUGCUGUAGCACCUGCUUCAACCAGCAUUUAGUUAUUGUGCUCUGGACACCAGACCUGCAACAGUAUCUUAUUAUCAUUCUAAAUUGGUACAGUAUUUUUAGGCAGCUCUAUGAUUAAAUACAUUUGAGAGCAAUAUGUCAAUAGUUUUGCAGGUGAUAUGUAGCAACAACAGGGAUAUCCUGAUGUACAGUGUAUGUGUUACCUUUUAGAACAGGUUUCAAAGUAGUCAUUCAAUCUUACAUCAUCAUGGUAGGAAAAUUUAAAGCAAUACAGUUGAGGGGGUGGGGCUUUUGGCAAUAAUGGACAAAACCUGAAGUCCAGUUUAACUUAAUUUAAUGUGUUUUUUUUCCUCUGAGUAUAACAUGCCUGGGUGGAAGGGAGCCAGAGAAGCCGAGCGUCACGUGAAACAUACCUCACAAGCAGGUAUAAGUGUAACACCAGCAUUCUGUGUGGUGGUGUUGUUUCUCCUGUAAGAUAUUUAUACACAUCUUUUUGUUGUUCUGAAAUACCUUCAAUACAGUACUUCAACCUAAUUUGUUUAUAAUUUUCUGAAAGUGUAUUUUAAAUAUGUAUUUACCAGUUAAUAUGCAAAUAACUGAGUUAUAGAUAUUCUUUCACAAAGAGGUAGUACUGUGCAGUACUGAGUGAUUUUUUUUCUCUUUUUUCAUAAAAAAUAGGUAAGACUAUAAAGUUGCUUUCAGUUAUAUAUUUAUGGUACUGCUAGAUGGGUAAUGUCUUUUCUUCUGGUUGGGUUUUUUUUUUUUCCCUUUUUCAACCCAGUAUGUAUAUUAUGCUGAAGUUUUGAACUGGGAUUGUUUUUCAAUACUUAGCUGUGGAACUGUUGGUGUAAAUUUAUUUUUUAUAAAGGCUGGGUGUGUUUAUUUUAUGGUUCAGACCUGCACAUUUUGUUUUUGCACAAAAGUCAUUUUAAAGAAUCUGAAAUAUAUCUGCCAAAUAUGGAAAAAAGUAAUGGUGUGCAAAUAAAUACUGCAUUUUUAGUCAAAAUGUUGCCAUUACAUCAUUUUUAUAUAAAGGACACUUGUGAGAGAUGGUGGUUAGAUAUGCCAAGGACAAUUAUUUUCAAUGGUGCCUACACUGUAAAAAAAAAAAAAAAUUACUUUUAACUCCUUGUUUUAAUUUUAAAGAAAUGUUUCUGUUUAAAACUUUCAUCUGCUAUAUAACUGAAAUUCGAUUAGAAUUUAUAUCUGAGAAAAAAAGUCUGGAAAUAGUUUUUGAAAACAAUAAUGUUAUGGAUUAAAUAAAUAUUUUUAUAAAUGUAAAAGCA